UACAUUUUCUGAUUGUACUCUCCCAUUUCCUGGAUAUUUUGAAUUGCUGUCCCUCCUCAUAUAGUAACCUUCAUCUUCUUCAGAUCUAAUCUCUCCAUCUUCUUCUGCCUCCUCUUUUUGUGUCACCUUUCUGUUUUGCUGUCCCCUUGUCACAACACGUCUCCUCUGAGGUACUUCCUGUCUCUCUGGGUCCAGGCUCUCUGGUGUUGGGUUAAGUUUCAGUUUUCAUUCUAAGUUUGACCCUCCCAUCUCUGGGAAAGGACUAUAAAACAGUGUCUGGACCAUCUUCGGCAUCAUACAGCUUCUGAAGCAUUUAUUGUACAGGCAACCAAGAUGAGUGUGAAUCAGGACAGAUCUUUAAGAGAAAAUCUUCUCCAGCUGGAAUGCCACUUUACUUGGGCCUUGAUAAAAGAUGAUUUCAAUGUAACGGAUGUUCUCAGUAGACUAGAAGAACAGAUUAAGUUAGAUCUGGGAAAGAAGGAGGGACUUGCACAAACUUACAGUGCUUUGGCAUAUGUAAAAUUCCUUUUGGAGUUUCAUGAAGAGGCACUUUGCAACCUCAUGACAUCUGUGAAGCUCAGCAUGGAAUGCCAUGGGGAGGAAUUCCACAAGACUCUCAUUGUCACCUAUGGAAACCUUGCCUGGAUGAACUACCACAUGAAGAACUAUACAGAGUGUGAAAGUUACCUGAAGAAACUUCAGAAGAUAAAUGAACUGAUUCCAACUGAAUCUUCAUCUGUUCCAGAGGUGCUUGGUGAGAAGGGAUGGACCUUUCUUAAAUUUUCUCGCACGUACUACGACAGAGCCAUAGAAUGUUUCAGAAAGGCCUUAGAACAGGAACCAGAAGAAGGUGAGUGGAACGCUGGUUAUGCCAUCGCUCUAUAUCGCAUUGAAUACAACUUACCUUUUGAGGAUUCCCUCACAAUCAAGCAACUGAGACGGGCCAUUGACACAAAUCCAGAUGAUGAUGUUCUUAAGGUUCUCCUAGGGAUGCGACUGGCAGUUUACAAGAGGUACGAUGAGGCCGAAAUCUGGGUAGAGAAGGCUUUAGAAAGAUCUCCAGAACACCCGCAUGUCAUGCGAUAUGUGGGGAAAUACUUCAGGAAUAAAGGAUGUGUUGAUAGGUCUAUGACUCUGUUGAAGAGAGCACUUGAAAAUGCACCAAAUUCAAGUUUCAUUCAUCAUCAGUUAGCUCUCUGCUAUAAGCUUAAGAAAAUUCAACUGCUGCAGGAGGGAAGCCACCAUGCCAAGAUGUCUAAGGUUCAACAGAUUCGUGAUCUAUGUAUCUACCAUUUGGAAAAAUCUACCACCCUAAAACCCUCCUUCAUUUCUGCAAUGAGUGAUCUGGCACUGCAGUACGGAGAACGGCGUGAACUGUCACGGGCUGAUGAGCUAUUUGAGAUCACAUUUAAAACAGCCAAACAGAAAAAUGACAAUCUCCAUGUGAUCAACUUUUACUAUGCUGAAUUCCAGCUGCAUUGCCACAAAUGUGAGGCUUUGGCUAUCAAGCACUACAUGGAAUGUCUGAAGAUGUUCCCAGAAUCAAUUGAAGGGAAGAAAAGUGCCUACAAUUUGAAAAAGAUCGCUGAUAAACGUAUCCAUAGAAACACAGAUGAUGCAGAUGCUCAUGGGAUACUAGGUUUCAUUCACAGAGUGAAAGGAGAGAACCGUCAAGCCAUUGAGUGCUAUGAGAAAGCUCUGAGUUAUGGAGACAAUGCUGAGUACCUCAGUAACCUUUGUGCUCUCAGGCUGUCUUUAAAGUAAAAUCACAACAUUAGGCCUUGUAUGUUUACUGGUGUAUAAGUAUUGUAAUAUACUGUAAGUUACUGAUUGUGCUUCGUCUACUUGCAAC
Xyrauchen texanus (razorback sucker) is the source of this 1852-nucleotide messenger RNA. Its product is annotated as interferon-induced protein with tetratricopeptide repeats 5-like. Gene Ontology annotation, cellular component: cytosol. The coding region runs from base 334 to 1764 and encodes 476 amino acids. Gene Ontology annotation, biological process: defense response to virus. NCBI's taxonomy places the organism in Eukaryota, Metazoa, Chordata, Actinopteri, Cypriniformes, Catostomidae. Gene Ontology annotation, molecular function: protein binding. The record is from RefSeq and is a predicted model, not a curated record. The transcript is spliced from 3 exons.